This is a messenger RNA of Vitis vinifera (wine grape), 2403 nucleotides long. Its product is annotated as senescence-associated protein SPA15, chloroplastic. The transcript has 13 exons. The record is from RefSeq and is a predicted model, not a curated record. Gene Ontology annotation, cellular component: chloroplast. Bases 268 to 1623 code for a protein of 451 amino acids. NCBI's taxonomy places the organism in Eukaryota, Viridiplantae, Streptophyta, Magnoliopsida, Vitales, Vitaceae. Gene Ontology annotation, biological process: cellular response to oxidative stress; leaf senescence.
CAAAAUUAGAGUGAGCAAAGAAGCAUAAAGGGGUUAGGAGUGCAGGAGGAAGUGGGUGAAUGAUUGGCAUCCACAAGUGCGGUGGCAAUUCUGGGGCCACAAACUUGGUUUGUGGACGGAGUUGAUUUUCCCCAUUUUACUUGGCCCCCACCCGCCUCCUCCUCCGUCUCUCACUGGACUCUGCCAUUUUGGUUCUCUCCCUACCAAGCUUUGUGUUGUAAAGGAAAUGCUGGCUAGUAUUAUUUCCUUCUUAUAUUGACCCUUCCAAUGGCACUAACUGCGAGCAAGUUUUCAAGUAGUCCUGUGGCGACCGACAGGACAAGUAUCUCUAAAUCGCAAGGAACUAUUUCUUCAUUUUCCAAAUCAAUAAAACAUUGUGGGUUGCAUUCUAAAAAUCAAGGAGUUGAGCUUAGGCGACAGAGCAGUGGACAUCUCUUGACUGCUAGAUAUAGAUUUUCCAACAAGGGUUUCUGGCACAUAUGUGGAAAAACUGGUCAUUAUUUUUCCUCUAGGGGAUCUUCUGUGUUAUGCUGGUUAACAGGGACACAUAAGACUGAAGCAAAACAAUGUGUUGAACAUUAUAGUGAUCGUUCUGAUAUACCAAGUGUACAACUUGAAGAUGAGGAAGACGAGAAUCUGGUCAUGCCUGAACGAAUCAUUCACUCAAAUCAGGGUUUAGCUGAAGCUUGUAAAUUUGUCUACAAUGAUGCAAAAUUUGUAAAUGAAAGGGCUCGUAAUGACAUGGUCUUGCUUUCUCGUGGCAUAAUGAGGUUGGAUGCCCGUGCACGCCAAGAUGUUGCUAUUCUUGGGUCAGAGUUUCUUAAGCUUGAUGCUCGGGCAAGAGAAGAUACUGAGAAAAUUGACCAUGGUGUGAAGAAAAAGGCUGAACGUCUUCAUCAUAUUGCUACUAUUUUGAAAGACAAAGCGCAGUCUAGAUUGAAAAGUGCAGCUGACAAGCAUUGGAGUGAUGGAGCAUUGGAGGCUGAUUUGCGCCGUGCUGACUUUUGUGCCAAACAACGUGCAAUGGAAGAUGCCCUAAUGGCCUUAGAGUUUGUAAAAAAUAUCCAUGACAUGAUGGUGAGCAAAAUGUACAAGUUGAAAAAAGGUACUCCAUCAUCUAAUGACACAAUGGGACAUAUAAUGCUCGAAAAGAAUGGAAAAACUCUUGAUUUCUUCCCUGGGGAAGUGUCCACUGAUCGCAUUACCGCUAUUCAGGAAGUUUACUUGAGUAUGGCCUCGGCUCUCUCUGAAGCUGAUGGAAUUGACUAUACUGAUCCUGAAGAGCUUGAGUUGUUAGUUACAACUCUUAUCGAUCUUGAUGCAAUGGAUGGUAAAAGCAGUGUUUCACUGUUGGCAGAGUGUUCAAGUUCUCCUGAUGUCAAUACUAGACAAGCAUUAGCCAAUGCAUUGGCAGCUGCCCCAUCCAUGUGGACUCUUGGAAAUGCAGGCAUGGGAGCAUUGCAGAGACUGGCAGAAGAUAGCAAUCCUGCAAUUGCUGUCGCAGCAUCAAAAGCUAUUUAUGAACUGAAGAAACAGUGGGAAAUAGAAGAAGGGGACAGUUGGAGGUUCACAAUGAAUCAAAAGCCAAUGAAAGAAGCUGAUGAUGUAGAAGAUACUGACUAAGAAUUAUCCAUAUGAUUAUACUGUAGAUAUCCACUUGGAUGGCCCAAGUAAUUAUUAUGGUAAAUCCACUAAUCUGAAGAAGUGAAAUGAAGUGCUGAAGUAAAACAGAGAGCUUUGUCAUAUGUUUUAAGGUUGGUGUUUCUUUCGUAUAUUUUUUCACCUGUCCAAGCUCUGAGAAUUCAAGUCUGUCUGCCCAUUUCAUUUGAUUUCUUUCCAAUUUCCUUUUAUGGUGCAGAGGCAAACUUGGAACUAUAUAAAGGUAUAGACCAAUUUGACUUUUUAGUGAAUAAUUUUGUUACAGUAUAAAUUAGAACUCAAUCCAGAUGCUGAAUUUGUAACUUAUUUUUCUAUAUUUUCAGCAUAUUCAUUUCCCCUUUCUUACACUUUCUGAGAUUCAAAUGGAACCACAUGGUUAGAAACUUGUAUCCUGCAUUACUUUGGGAACCAUGAUGCUGAUCUCUUUACGGUAACUAUGCUAACCAAAUAACUAUUACAAUAGAGAAGAUGAAGAUAAUUAGCCACGACUGUAGUUCUCCAUUAGAGGGGCAAAUAUGACUGAUAAUUUUAUGAAAGCAUUAUGUUUAAAGAGAUGGUCGUUAUCCGCUGCAGUUGAUCAAUGCUUACUCCCGAGGAUGGUUGAAGAAUUGAUCAGUGUUUUGCCUUUUUAUUUUUCUGGUAUUGUAUUUGGUCUUUUUGUUAGAAUUGUAAAGACCGAGAACCUGGUAACCAUUGAUGAAUAGGAAUGUUGAAAAUUUGAGUAAUUUUACAUUUGGUGCCAAA